AUGGAGUCAGCUCAGGAGCUGGUGACCUUCGAGGAGGUGGCUGUGUAUUUCACCCAGGGGCAGGGGGCUCUGCUGGACCCCGCUCAUAGAGCCCUUUACAGGGACAUCAUGCAGGAGAACUAUGAGACGGUGACCUGGCUGGGAUUCCCCAUUCCCAAACCUGACCUGAUCGCCCGGCUGGAACGAGGGGAAGAGUCGUGGGUCCCAGAUCUCCAGGCUGCCAAGGAAAGAGAGAGCCCAAGAGGUACCUGCACAGGUGAUAGGACAGUGAGUGAGAACAAGGAGGAGAAUCAGCAGGAGGAAGUUCCUGGGAAAGUGGAACCGCAGGAGAGGUUUUUGAGAAGAGCUGAAGGGAAUUUUUCCCAGUGCUUGGAACAGGGAAAUGCCUGUGGGGAUGGACACAGAUCAGAGAUGCAUCUGGGAAACUAUCCUAGGAAGAAACUGGAUGAAUCCAUUCAACGUGGCGGAGGAUGCAAGGAUCCCAAGGAAACCACAGUCCAGCAGACAAGUCACAGUGAAGAGAAACUCUACAAAUGCCUUGACUGUGGGAAAAGAUUCCGUUUCAGUGCAAACCUUAUUAUUCAUCAGCGAACCCACACUGGAGAGAGACCUUACAAAUGCCUUGAGUGUGGGAAAAGUUUUAGUCAGAGCUCACCACUUAUUACACAUCUGAGAAACCACACAGGAGAGAGACCCUAUGGAUGCCUUGAGUGUGGAAAAACUUUUAUGGAAAGUACAUCUCUUAUUAAACAUGGGCGAAUCCACACAGAAGAAAGACCCUAUAAAUGCCUCAACUGUGGAAAAGGUUUUAUCACAAGUUCAGCGCUUACUAACCAUAGGAGAAUCCACACGGGAGAAAGACCCUAUAAAUGCCUCGAGUGUGGGAAAAGCUUUAUGGAAAGUUCAUCCCUUACGAAACAUGGGAGAAUCCACACAGGGGAAAGACCCUAUAAAUGCCUGGAGUGUGGGAAAAGUUUCAGUUUGGUAUCAACCCUUAAUUCACAUCAGAAAACCCACACAGGAGAGAAACCGCAUAAAUGCCUGGACUGUGGGAAAAAUUUCAGUUCUAAAUCAACCCUUAAUGCACAUCAUAAAACCCACACAGGAGAGAGACCCCAUAAAUGCUUGGACUGUGGGAAAGGCUUCAUUCAGAAGUCACAACUUAUUAUACACCAGAGAGUGCACACAGGGGAGAGACCGUAUAAAUGCCUUGAGUGUGGGAAGAGCUUUAUUAAGAGCUCAGCGCUUACCAAACCUCAGAGAAUUCACAAGGGUGAGAGACCCUACAAAUAUCUUGACUGCAGGAGAAGAUUCAAUUUGACUUCACAUUUCAGUGAUCUAAAUGAUAAAGAGACCUUGAACACGGGGAAAGCUUCAUUUGGUGCUCCUGGAGUAUCAGGCAUCCACAAAUCCGCACAUGGAAGGAACCUCUGA
Emys orbicularis (European pond turtle) is the source of this 1434-nucleotide messenger RNA. RefSeq names its product zinc finger protein 664-like. Gene Ontology annotation, molecular function: RNA polymerase II transcription regulatory region sequence-specific DNA binding; DNA-binding transcription factor activity, RNA polymerase II-specific. The transcript is spliced from 4 exons. Gene Ontology annotation, biological process: embryo development; regulation of transcription by RNA polymerase II; urogenital system development. The coding region runs from base 1 to 1434 and encodes 477 amino acids. Gene Ontology annotation, cellular component: nucleus. NCBI's taxonomy places the organism in Eukaryota, Metazoa, Chordata, Testudines, Emydidae. The record is from RefSeq and is a predicted model, not a curated record.